Molecule: messenger RNA, 2846 nt
Organism: Mugil cephalus (flathead mullet)
Lineage: Eukaryota; Metazoa; Chordata; Actinopteri; Mugiliformes; Mugilidae
Gene: sh3glb2a
Product: SH3-domain GRB2-like endophilin B2a
Exons: 14
Coding region: 217-1404 (395 amino acids)
Biological process (GO): membrane organization
Cellular component (GO): membrane; cytoplasm
Molecular function (GO): protein binding
Source: RefSeq, a predicted model, not a curated record
AAUUAAAUAGGUUACUUCUAGUAUCAUUUACGCGGUGUAAGUGGUUACAUUUAAUAAUAAAACUCUACGUCUUUUUUUUGUGGAGUGAUGCUUUUUACGUAACAAGGCCCCGUCUGUUACGAUCACGUGAUGUUUGGCGUGUGCCAUAACGUUUAACCUGCUUGUGUGGAGCACUCUUAUUAUUUUCAGUGUGGAAAAAUUCACCAGCUAGCAGAUAUGGACUUCAACGUAAAGAAAUUAGCCUCUGGAGCCGGUCUGUUUUUCACACGCGCCGUCCAGUUCACCGAGGAGAAGUUGGGCCAGGCGGAGAAAACCGAGUUGGACGCUCACUUUGAGAACCUGAUGAGCCGCGCAGACUGCACCAAGCACUGGACGGAGAAAAUCUACAGGCAGACGGAGAUCCUGCUGCAGCCCAACCCAAUUGACCAUACUGGUGCUAGAAUUGAAGAGUUUUUUUAUGAAAAGUUGGACAUGAAGGCUCCUUCCAGGCUUACCAACGGGGAGCUGCUGGGCCAAUAUAUGCAGGAUGCAGCAAAAGAAUUUGGGGCUGCUACUCCAUAUGGAAGCACUUUAAUCAAGGUGGGGGACUGUGAGAGAAGAUUAGGAGCAGCAGAGAGAGAUUUCCUUCAGACAUCAGCCAUUAGUUUUCUUACCCCUCUCAGGAACUUUCUGGAAGGAGACUGGAGGACCAUUUCUAAAGAACGACGUCUUCUGGAAAAUCUUCGCUUGGACCUGGACGCUUGUAAAGCACGUGUGAAAAAGGCGAAGACGGCUGAAGCCAAGGCCGCAUGUGAGGGUGAAAUGGCUCCAGAUUUUCAGGAAACCAGACCCCGCAACUAUGUGCUGUCUGCCAGUGCCUCUGCGCUUUGGACUGAGGAAGUGGAGAAAGCUGAACAUGAGCUCCGCGUUGCCCAGACGGAGUUUGAUCGCCAAGGAGAGGUCACACGGUUGCUUUUGGAGGGCAUCAGUAGUACACAUGUGAACCACCUGCGUUGCCUGCAUGAGUUUGUGGAGGCCCAAGCAGCUUAUUAUAAGCAGUGCCACUUCCACAUGCAAGAACUACAGAAAGAGCUGGCAAGCUCUGAUGAGGAUGUGCUACCCAAUGCUUUUACACUGAACUCCACCCACUCCAUGGCUACUCCCAGCUCUGUGUCAGAAGCCAUCAGCAGCCCUGUGGAGACAGACACGCUUAAGAUUGAGGAAGUCCAGGCACCAGCCACAGGAACCCGCAAGGCCAAAGUGCUUUACGAUUAUGAUGCUGCUGACUCUAGUGAGCUCUCCCUUCUUGCUGAUGAGCUCAUUACGGUUUACACUGUACCAGGAAUGGACUCUGACUGGCUGAUUGGAGAGAGAGGAAACCAGAAAGGCAAAGUGCCCGUCACAUACCUGGAACUUCUCAGCUAGAGAGCAAAUAAGCGUGCAUGGGCAUGAGUGUGAGUGGGCACAACUGAAGCCAUGAGGAUAUUUAUUUUACUUUAACACAGUAAACAAUAACCACUACCCCAAAUCACACUCCUCCACAAGAUGCUAAAACAAGAGCUUUCUUAUGGGUGUAACACAGUGAAAUAUUCACACCACGCUGACGAGAGUGGAAAUAGUUGUUACAAUCCCAGAAAUUCCUGUGGAACAUGUCCAACAUUCCUUUUUGAUUAGCUUGGUGAUUAAUUGUUAGCCAAUUUUUAUUUUUUUUUCCUAUUUAUUUGUGUGCAUGCCCAAAGGUUCAGGCAGACAUUUUCAUGCUUGAUUGGAGUUUAUUUAUGUUACGUUUUUAUGUUAAGUGUCUUUAUUGUGUUUAAAAGAUGAUUUUCCUCAUAAAAUAACUGUAGAACUUGAAUGGAGGCACAGGAGUUCCUGAAAGUCUACAAUAUGACGUGUUUCUAUUUUGUUUAACCUUGUGUCUUGGUUUGAAGUUUGUAAGCUUGCAUUGAUGAGUGUAAUGUCGUGAAAUAUGUUGAGAGUUUUUCUUCAGAAGGCAGCAGUAUAAACAUAUACAUAUAAAUUGUAGCGUACCCUAGAGACCUACAAAAUAGUUAAUCAUGGAUGCUUUUCCAUUUUUGACUCUCGGAAGGAUCUGCCUUAACUGCUAAUUCAAAUGAAUGUAAUUGAAGUGAAGUGGUUUCAAGGGACAUCAAUUUUGGGGAGGGUCAGAUUGAACGUUAACUAGAAAUAAUUUUGUGUCUUUGAGUUUUGUGUUCUUCCUCCCACAUCUUUGCAGACACACACAGCAAAUAAAUAGGAACACUCCCAUCUAACUGCCUUAAAAAAAAGAUGGGAGGGAGCUGCUAAGAAUAUCUACUAUAAAUAACAGAAUGUGUUACUCACACUGCAGAAAUUCAUUCAAUACAACUUAAUGUGCGUCACAGCCAGCAUGGCACACUGUAAUCUCCUCUAAUUAUACAAGUGUUUGUGUGGUUUGCCCUUAAUUGUCUUUUGGUUUUACAGCGUUCCUGUCGAUUUGUUAAUACUUUAAAAUGUCUACAGUCUUAGCGCUGCAUGUGCUACACCUUGUAGCCUGUCCUUCUGGAUGUGUAGGUGUGUGUAUAUGAGUCUGCAAGUCUGAAAUCUGUACAUGCAUGCACUGUCUUUUUUGUAUCCAGCUUAGUCUCAUGAGUUCUUGUGAAAUGAGCAUGAGUAUUUUACCCACAGGACACACAUGAAUAAUUCUUGGCAGAGAAAUGACAUCCACAUCAUGUAUCAUCUUGUGCUCAUUACACAAUUUUUUUGUUUGCUUUUUUCUAAACAACUGUACCUCAUCUUUCAUUAUUAUUUUGUCUAAAUAUUUUAUUGCCUGUUUCCCUGCUGAAUGAAGGAAGUGUGUGGGAUUUAAUAAAAAAAAGUCCAACUGA